AUGUCUGAUAAAGGAUACUAUCCACCUCCACCCCAACAGCCCCAAGGUUACUAUCCACCUCCACCUCAACAAUCAGGUUAUUACCAACCUACGCCACCUCCCCAAGUUGUCGUCCAACAACCGCCUCCUGAACAAAAGAAAGACAAUUCCCUAUGUUUAGGGUGCGCACUUGGCAUCCCACUAGAACACUUGCAUAAAAUUUUUAAAGAGGCCCACGGAAUAUUCAUGAAUCUUUACAACGAUCGCGAUAAAGGAUACUCGGGCAAUAAAAUUAUUGCGCGCGUUAACGAUGAUACUAUCGAACUCGUAAAACGGUCAACUCGAUGUUUAUUAUUAAUUAAUCCAGACUUCUAUACAGCUAUCAACGCAAGGAAAAAAUUAAUUUUAAAUGAUCUCCUUGAUCCUGUCGAUGAAUUGAAAUUUAUAAAUCUCAUUUUCACGUUUCCGAAACACACAAAAUAUUCUACUAUUUGGCAUCACCGGAAAUGGGUCAUCUCGAAUAUUUUAUCACGUCAUCGAUCUGAUAAUCAUUUUGAUAUGGAAUUACUCCGACUUGAAAUUCCUAUAACUCGUCGCGUUGCUGAAUUAUAUCCUAAAAAUUAUUACACUUGGACCCAUAGGCAUUGGAUCAUCUCUCUUUUACCAAAUUAUUCUUCUGAUUCACUCUCGUUUUUAGAUAAUGAAUUAUUGAAUAUGGAAAAAUGGGUUCGAACAAACAUUUCUGAUCACUCAGGGUUUCAUCAUCGACAAAUAUGUUUGAUAAAGAAAUCUCAAUUCUAUGAUUCCACAAUUAUUAAUUUUCUUGGAAUUUCUAGAGAUAACUUGUUGAGUCAAAUCAUUGUUUCGGAAAAUUUGUCUUCUACUCAAGAGGAUCAUAUUGUCCUUCUAUGGUUCAAUGAAAUACGUUUCACCAGAGAUCUUAUUCUAAAAUAUCCUGGACAUGAAACGUUAUGGUAUCACUUAAGGUUUCUGUCCGUCACUUGGAAAUGGUUAAGUUCAUUGGGUCAUAUUCAUCCAAUUGAUUCUAAAAGCAUUGAACCUUAUGGUGAUGAUGGAAACAUUAUAUUGAAUUUGUGGCCAAAUUAUGAAAAUGAUUUGGAAUUUGCUCGUUACUGUACUCUUACGAAUUCUGAUAUUGACGGUGAACAUGUGACUCUUCAAAACCGAUAUGCCAUUGCCUAUGAAUUAUGGGUUUCAGAAUUGCAUGAUGUAUCAAAAGACAAUCUCGACCCUCUAAUUUCAAAACUUGCUGAGAUAGCUCCUGAAUCUAAUUACUUUUUGU
Messenger RNA from Cetraspora pellucida, 1282 nucleotides. NCBI's taxonomy places the organism in Eukaryota, Fungi, Glomeromycota, Glomeromycetes, Diversisporales, Gigasporaceae. The record is from the annotation of a GenBank genome assembly.